Molecule: messenger RNA, 2616 nt
Organism: Parascedosporium putredinis
Lineage: Eukaryota; Fungi; Ascomycota; Sordariomycetes; Microascales; Microascaceae
Source: the annotation of a GenBank genome assembly
AUGCCCAAGGUCAAAAGCUACACCCCGUCGUGGCUUUCCAAGGGUUCCCCUGGACACAAUCUAUUCUCGGCCUCGAUCGACGCGUCCCGGGCUUCCCUCUCGUCGCCCUACGCUUCCAAGACCAAGCGGAAGGCCCCAAAUGGCCCCAAACGAACAAUCGCCCGUCGCGGCACCGAGAUUUUUGUAGCGAACGGCAAGGAGAUUCGGUUAUCGGGCGAGAGGGGCAUUAUCUCCGGAGGCAUCACUCACUCGGUCACUUCCCUUUACAUCAUCAAAACUCCCGUUGCCGAUGAGAUUCGGCAGCUCGUAAUAUCGCCCAACGAGAACCUAUUAGCCAUCCUCACCUCACAUACUGUACAUGUCUGUCUGAUCCCCGAUCCUAGUCACCUCAGCAGCGAGGACACAGAGCCGAUUCGCCCAAAGAUCUGGACGCUUGGCCCCACCACCCACGUCACGUCUCGCUCCCCCAUCGUCUCUGCUCUUUGGCACCCUCUCGGCGUGAACGGUUCCUGUCUGGUCACCGUCUCUAAAGACUCCAUCGUCCGACUGUGGGAGCUCUCCCUAAGCGAUCGGUGGUCCUUUGAUAGCCCUACUUUGUCGAUCGACCUGAAGCGCCUUGCAGAUGGAACCUCGCUAGACCAAGACUUCGCGGCGUCGACCCUGGCGACCAAUACGGGCUUCUCUCCCGACUCCUUCGAGAUGGAGGUCGCCUCCGCUUGUUUCGGCUCACGCUCGUCUGGCGGCUGGAACCCCUUUACCCUCUGGAUCGCUAUGAGGGAAGGGGAUGUAUACGCAUUGUGCCCUUUGCUGCCUUCUCGUUGGGCACCGCCUCCGGCGCUGGUAGCAUCUCUUUCGGUAUCGGUGGUGACCAAGGUGGGAGCCAUCGAGGACGAUCCUUCAGUUUCGGAACGCGAAAAGCUGCUUGCGCAGCAGCAGCUAGCGUGGAUGGGCGAUAUCGACUCGCAGGAGCCCCAUCUCUUGGAUGGGUCACCUGGCGAGCCACCCAUCGAGGUGUACAGUAGACCGGCUAAACCUGGUUCGGUACCCCGCCUUCAGGGCCCCUUUGAGCUUGAGGCGAGCCUCGACAAUGAGGACGACAUUGAUUCCGAACUGACCGACAUCCUUGUCAUUGGUUCCAAGAUUGAUGCGGACGACCUCAUGUUUGGGGAGGACGCGGAUCUGGAACUGGACGGAAGUGACCGGGAGGGGUUAUCUCUGAGCCUGAUUUGCCUCCUCUCGACCGGCGGACAGGUCAAGAUUUGCCUCGACGUUGAAGGAGUCGAGGCGCAGUGGCUACCACCCAAGAACAAGUCGCGGUUGGGGCGGCUCCUGGCCAUGUCUGAUGCACCAACGCUCCUGACGUUCCAGGCUAUGGACAGCAUGAAUCCCGUCGAGGCAAGCCCCGACAGCUGGCCCGUGUUCAGCACCGACAUCAUGUCACGCUAUUCGUUUUACGUCACGCACCAUGCUGGCAUCACCUACUUCUCCCUAGCCCCGUGGGUCUUCCGGUUGGAAAGCGAAAUCCAAGGCGCUGGUGGCGCUGGCUCCGAGUUCCGCCUGGCCCUCGGCAGACAUUUCGGCUCCCUGGCCGGAUGUUGCGCUAUCAGCGAUCCAGACAUUGGCUACGUGAUUAUCUCGGCAACGCACUAUGACCCCGUGGUGCUUAUUUUCGACUCCCCAGAGUCGGAAUACACGCCAGUCAAGGAGGAAUCGCCCGUGCGUGAAAUCGAGGCUCCACCUCCGGCCCAGCCCCUGUACUCGUAUGAGCCGCGGCCACCCUUCCAGGCAUCUCACAUCUUCGACCAGGGAUCGCAGCUGCCUAUGCUCGUUGAGCGGCUGCGCACCUCGCGCCACAAGGUUGUCGUCGGGCAGGAGGUCCGGCUGAGCCCACUGACAUUGCAAGUCCUCACGGAGGCGCACAAGAUCCUUAGUGAGGAGACACACAGGCUCGGGGUAGCAGCAUCCGAACUCUUCCUCAAGUGCACGAGGAUGAGAGCAGAGAUGCAGGACCACCUUGCCAAAGCAGCGGAGACCAAGGCCAAGAUUGACAAAAUUGUAGGGGCCGGGCAUGAUAGCGAGGGCACAGACAAUGAAAGGAUCGAGGCGCGGGUAUCGCGCGCCCAGGCGCGACAGGAGCAGCUCUCGCGCCGCAUCGACGGCCUACGCAAAUCUGUUAUGCAGCACACCAAGAGAGAGCUGAGCACGCAGGAGCGUGCCUGGAUCGACGAGGUCAAGGGUCUCGACGCCAGCGUUUUGGGCCCUGCGAGCCCCUCAUCUUCGCGACCGCAACACCGGCGCAAUGGAAGUGAGGCUGCGGCGAAUAAACAAGUCAAGAGGCGGUUGGAGGAGGUGACGACACUUGCGUCCGAGCUGCUGGAGGAAGCGGCGCGGCUGCAAAGAGAGACGAGCGGCGGCAGUGGUAGCGGCGCGGCUGGCGAAGAGAGGAACGGGCGAUCCCACAGGGAGCAUGCGCCAACGUCGAGCCAAGACUUGCGCGUGCCCAGCGAAAUCCGCAAGGCGAAGAUCCAAACAGUCAAGAAUCUGUUGGCCAGAGAAGAAGCAAUGGUAGCCGCGGUAUCGAACAGGUUAGAGAAGCUGCAGCUGAAUCUGCCAUGA